Messenger RNA from Andrographis paniculata, 2466 nucleotides. RefSeq lists its product as uncharacterized. Lineage: Eukaryota; Viridiplantae; Streptophyta; Magnoliopsida; Lamiales; Acanthaceae. The record is from RefSeq and is a predicted model, not a curated record. Gene Ontology annotation, biological process: vegetative to reproductive phase transition of meristem. The transcript has 10 exons. The coding region runs from base 33 to 1967 and encodes 644 amino acids.
AGAGGAGAGCCAACACACAGGCGACACAGCUGAUGACCAGAAUAAAGAAAACCUUCUCCUCGAAAAUCCCGCUUUCCCAGCUGCCAGCUGGUCCUCUGUUUCAACCAAAUGCAGAGCAACCUACUUCAAUUUUUCGUAUUCUUCUGCUGAAUGAUCAAUUAGGAGCUAGGGGCAACACAACAUACACUCUGCCCUUCAGACAAUUCAUGGAGGUUCCAGUUGGGUUUGUGGCUAAGCUAUGGAGCCUCGUUUCCUUCUUACCUUUCUUCUUCUUGCUCACCAUUCUCGGCCUUCUUAAAGGGUUGAUUAUCUGUCCGAUUACGGUCGCGAUCAUAACUUUCGGAAACUCGGGAGUUGUCAUAGGACUGUGGCCAGCGCAUUUCAUCUGGACUUACUACUGCAUUGCAAAAACCAGGAGACUUGGCUGGAUUCUGAAGAUUCUUGUACUGUUUUUGUUGCUAUUGCCCUUGAUCUUGUGGCCUGUGGUUACCAUCAUCGGAAGCAUACUUGGCGGGAUUGGGUACGGUUUUUUCGCACCCUUGAUUGCAACAUUCGAGAUUAUCGGCGAGAGAGCUUCCGACAAAUGCUACCAUUGCUUCUUCGAUGGUUGCCGUUCUACUGUCGAAGGUAGCUGUACAGUGGUUAGAGACUUCACGGAUUUUUGCUUCCACUCGUAUUUCUCCUACAUGGACGAGCUCUGUGAGGAGAUGCACGAUGGCGAAGAGCCAUGGGAUAUAAAGUUGUCGAAGCUUCCCGGAUGUUUCUUUGUUUCUCUCUUAGCAGUUCCUAUAGAUGUUUCGCUUAUUACGGCCGUGGCUCUCUGGAAAAGCCCGUACAUGUUGUUCCGGGGAUGGAAGAGGCUGUUAGAGGAUAUGAUCGGACGGGAAGGCCCGUUUCUGGAGACUGUGUGCGUUCCGUUUGCUGGUUUGGCAAUUUUGCUUUGGCCUUUGGCUGUUAUAGGAGCUGUGUUGGCAGCUUUCUUCUCGAGCUUUUUCCUUGGCCUUUAUGCCGGAAUUAUCGUUCACCAGGAAGACUCUGUUGUAAUGGGACUUGCAUACAUUGUGGCUGUAGUGUCCUUGUUCGAUGAAUAUGUGAACGACUUGCUUUACCUAGCCGAGGGUUCGUGCUUUCCCAGGCCUCGAUACCGUAGAGCCAUGAGGUCUCCUAACGGGCUCGAUAGAAAAUGGUCGCUUGAUAGCAAAACCGAGAGGGGUGGAGCGCGUAAUGGUAAGUUAGUUUCGGAAGGAUCGAGGACACUAAAGCAAGCAAUUCAACAGUACACACCGAUGCAGGUGUGGGAUUGGCUGUUCAAGUCGUGCGAGACAAAUGGAAAAACGCUCCUCCGAGAAGGGUUGAUAAGUGUGCAAGACAUCCAGGACUGCAUAGUGAAAGGCAACUGUAAGAAACUCGUCGUCAAGCUGCCUGCUUGGUCUGUUUUGCAGACCAUCUUGACGGCCACCAAGUCUGAUUCCGAUGGUUUGAUCAUCUCUGAACGAGUGGAACUAACAAACUACAACUUACCGAGGGAUAGAUUGUUCGAGUGGUUCAUCGGGCCUCUCUUCACUAUAAAGGAUCAAGUAAAGGGAUUGCAACUGACAGAAGACGAGGAAAGUUUAUUGAAGAAGUUGGUUAUAUCUUGCAAGAAUGAGCGGCCUGAGGAUUGGGACGAGAUUGGAUUCCCUUCCGAGGACAAAGUGAGGCGAGCACAAUUGCAAGCUGUGAUUCGGAGGUUGCAAGGAAUAGUUAGUUCCCUGUCGCGACUGCCAACAUUCAGGCGGCGAUUCAAGAACCUGGUGAAGGUCCUAUAUGUUGAGUCAAUUCAGACCGGGCUUAUAGUUGAGCAUGUCACAGGUGGCUCGAAGACGGGAUGGGGCAGACAUUUAGUGGGAAGAGGCAGUAGAAAGGCAAGAAAUGCUGCUGCAGACGACAAUGCUCGUGAGGACGAAGACGGUGGAGCUAUGGUAUGAGUCAAGACUACAGUCUAGGAUUAUAAUCUGGUAGAAACAUAUAUAUAUAUAUAUGUGGAUAUUGACAACUACCUACCACAUAGUGUUAAAAUGUAAAAGAGGAAGUGCCAGAUAAAGAUUUAAGAUAAAAAGGUACUUCAAUGCUGAAGCAGUUGUUUCUAAAAAGGUGCAAUUUUGAUGACAUCACAGGCUUUACAUUGUAUUUGUAUUCUUGGUGAGGAAGUGAUCAAGAAAUGCAGCUAAUAUCUGUAAAAGUUAGCUUUAGAAAUGCAGCUAAUAUAAAAAACUCAUGCAUCUCAAGACAUGGUGAAUUAGCAUGCUGGAAAGCGCAAUUCGAACGGCUGGUGAAAUGCAACCAAACUUAUGAGAGAUCAGAGAUCAUAAGGAAGCUAUGAGUAACUCACAUGUUUGAGGAGGCAUAAAAGGGCAGACUCCAGACACAGUUUUGGGUUUCAUAGAGCACAUCAUCUUCCGAAACAUCUGCAUACUGAAGACACAA